This is a messenger RNA of Halteromyces radiatus, 1565 nucleotides long. RefSeq names its product Pescadillo N-terminus-domain-containing protein. The transcript has 5 exons. Lineage: Eukaryota; Fungi; Mucoromycota; Mucoromycetes; Mucorales; Cunninghamellaceae. Bases 24 to 1565 code for a protein of 513 amino acids. Gene Ontology annotation, cellular component: nucleolus; PeBoW complex. Gene Ontology annotation, molecular function: RNA binding. The record is from RefSeq and is a predicted model, not a curated record. Gene Ontology annotation, biological process: ribosome biogenesis; maturation of LSU-rRNA from tricistronic rRNA transcript (SSU-rRNA, 5.8S rRNA, LSU-rRNA).
AUUUUAUUUUAUUACCAUUCAUUAUGGGUCGCAUUCAAAAGAAAGGAGUGAAAGGGGCAGCGUCCAACUUUAUUACCAGACAACAAGCUUUGAAGAAACUUCAAAUCUCUCUUGCUGAUUUUAGACGUAUUUGUAUUCUCAAAGGGAUUUAUCCUCGUGAACCAAGAAAUAAAAAGAAGGCCAACAAAGGAUCAACAGCACCUGUCACUUUUUAUUAUGUUAAAGAUAUUCAAUAUCUUUUGCACGAACCUUUACUUGCCAAAUUCAGAGCUUACAAGGCCUUUGCAAAGAAAUUGAAUACUGUUCUCCACAAAGGUGAAAUAUCUUCAGCAAAGUCACUUAGUGAAAACAACAGACCUAGCUAUACUUUGGAUCAUAUCAUCAAAGAAAGAUACCCUACUUUUGUAGACGCUGUACGUGAUAUGGAUGAUGCUAUUUCCAUGUUAUAUCUGUUCUCCAAAAUGCCCGUGGAUAAUCGUAUCAAAGCCAAAACUGUGAAAUCAUGUCAAACUUUGAUUGCCGAAUUUCAAAAUUAUGUGAUGAAUGCCAAAUGUAUACGUAAAGUAUUUUUCUCCAUCAAAGGGAUCUAUUAUCAAGCUGAUAUCAAGGGACAAACUGUGACUUGGGUAGUACCUUAUCAAUUCUCAACAGAUGUUCCUACUGAUGUUGAUUUUCGUGUAAUGACCACCUUUUUGGAUUUUUACAUUACAUUGAUGGGCUUUGUGAACUAUCGCUUGUACAACGAACUCAACAUCUCGUAUCCUCCCAAAUUGGAUAGCAACGAUUACUUCAAGUUGGAUAAGAAUGUAACAGGUGGCAAGAAACGGGUGGAUGUAGGUGAAGAUGAUGAUGAAACAACUGCAUUGGACGAUUUUAAAUCCACUUCCAAAUCAAACAAUAAUAAUGAUGAUGAUGAUGAAAGUGCUACAGUGACAUUGCAACAAAUCCAAGAUGCUUCCAAUGAAGUCCAAUCUUUACAACAAUUAUUCAAGGAUCAUACUUUCUUCUUGUCCCGUGAAACUCCUCGAUAUGCAUUGGAAUUUAUGAUCCGUAGCUGUGGUGGUCAAGUCAGUUGGGAUGCAUCUGUAGGUGGUGAACCUCCUUUCCCUGAAUCCGAUGAACGUAUUACCAUUCAAGUGUGCGAUCGUCCCAAGGUAAACAAUCGUGUUCUUUCUCGUGCCUAUGUCCAACCUCAAUGGAUCGCUGAUAGCAUCAACGCUCGUAAAUUGAUCAAGACAUCUCUAUAUGAACCUGGUGAACUCUUACCUCCUCAUCUUAGUCCAUUUGUUGAAGCCAAGGAAGGUGAUUAUGUUCCUUCAUCUGCUGGUGUGAGCUUCUCUGAUUACAAGGAUGCUGAUGAUGAUAAGAAGAAGAAAAAGAAGGCCAACAAGAAGAAGCGAACUGCUGAAGAACUUGAACGAGAAGAACAAAAGGAAAUGGCCACUGUGAUGAUGUCCAACAAACAACGCAAACUCUAUAAUCGUAUGCAAGAAAGCAAUCAAAAGAAAUCCGAUCUCGCUACCAAGUUGGAACAAAAGAAGAAGGCUCUUAAAGCCAAAAAAUAG